Molecule: messenger RNA, 327 nt
Organism: Colletotrichum destructivum
Lineage: Eukaryota; Fungi; Ascomycota; Sordariomycetes; Glomerellales; Glomerellaceae
Product: Putative PD-(D/E)XK nuclease
Exons: 2
Coding region: 1-327 (108 amino acids)
Source: RefSeq, a predicted model, not a curated record
AUGAACGAGUUGGAACAGAUUGGCACCUGGCACGCCGCGCAGUGGAAGUUUCUCGCCAGAAGACGCGCCAGCAAGGUCAUGACGCUUGACGGUCUGGACUUCUUACCAAGACUGAUCGUUCAGGGUAAUGACUGGUUCUUUGUGGCAUCUACUCGCAAAGGUGACGAGACGACGCUAUGGACUGAGCAGCCAAUCGGUUCUACCUGGCCAGCACUCGGCACAUGUCAAGUCAUCCGCGCGGUCCAGUACUUGGCCUGGUGGUGUGAGGGUGUAUACUGGCCUUGGUUCAAAGAGAACAUUUUUGAUUUUGAGCUGCAAGAUACUUGA